Messenger RNA from Quercus robur (English oak), 1559 nucleotides. RefSeq lists its product as uncharacterized. The transcript is spliced from 5 exons. Bases 117 to 1247 code for a protein of 376 amino acids. NCBI's taxonomy places the organism in Eukaryota, Viridiplantae, Streptophyta, Magnoliopsida, Fagales, Fagaceae. The record is from RefSeq and is a predicted model, not a curated record.
AAAAAGAUUCGAGGAAGCCCGUAGAGGCAUCAUUAUCAACAAACAAAGAUAGAGAGGCAAAAAGAAGAGAAAAAUCUCUUCGUUUCGUCUCCGCCCACCAAAAUUCUUCAUUUCAUAUGGCCUCUGCCUCAGCUGCUCGAGCUUUCAUUCUCUCUCGCGUCACCGACCUGUCACUCAAACCCCUCCACAACCACCAACCCCUCCUCCACCCUCACCCUCACCCUCAACUACCUCAACUACCUUCUCGCCACCUCAGACGGCCCCGCUAUGCCGCGUCGGCGUCGUCCGCCGUCAACUGCCUGAUCUCCGGCGUCGACGGAGGCGGCGUCUCCGACGACUUCGUCAUCUCGACGCGGAACUCAAAGCUCGACCGCGGAUUCUCCGUCAUCGCCAACAUGUUGAAGAAGAUCGAGCCCCUGGAUACUUCGGUCGUAUCCAAGGCGGUUUCUGAUUCGGCCAAGGAUUCCAUGAAGCAGACCAUUUCCACUAUGCUAGGAUUGCUCCCGUCCGAUCAAUUCUCCGUCACCGUCUCCGUUUCCAAACGGCCACUUCAUCGCCUCCUUGUCUCCUCCGUCAUCACCGGGUAUACGCUAUGGAACGCGGAGUAUAGGAUAUCGUUGAUGAGGAACUUGGAGAUUUCGCCGGAUAGUUUGGAGAAUUUGAAUUGUUCUGAGCGGAGGCGCGAGGUGGAGGAGAAUAAGGUGGAGGAAGAGAGUAAGGUGAGGGAUAGUGGGGGUGGUGGUGAUAUAAGUAUUGAGGAUUUGGAGAGAAGAGCACCUCAAAUUUUCGGGGAUUUGUCACCAGAGGCAUUAAAUUACAUCCAAAAGUUGCAAUCGGAGUUGUCUAAUGUAAAAGAGGAACUUGAUGCCCAGAAGCAGGAAAAUUUGAAAAUAGAAUAUGACAGAGAAAAUAGGAACAAUUUGUUAGAGUAUUUGCGAUCCUUGGAUUCUGAUAUGGUGGCUGAACUUUCUCGUCCAUCAUCUUUAGAGGUCGAAGACAUUAUUCACCAACUUGUUCAGAACAUAUUGCAUAGAUUCUUUAAAGAUGAGACUACCUCUGAUUUUAUGUUAGAUUCAGUCAAGGCAGGUACUGAGAACCGCCCGGAUGGUGAUGAUGAACUUUGUGACACCAUAGGCACUUCCCGGGAUUACCUAGCAAAGCUACUUUUCUGGUGUAUGCUGUUGGGUCAUCAUUUGAGAGGCUUGGAAAACAGGUUGCAUUUAACUUGUGUUAUUGGAUUGUUGUAAAGGGAAGGAAUUCAGGAAUGACCAUCAGAAAAAGAAAAGGCAGAAGAAGUGUAAAUUCUUUUCUUCUUUUUGUUUUUUCUUCUGUUUAUCUACGUCAAUAAUAUUGUUCAAGUGAAAACCAUGUAAUAAUACCACAUUUAAUUCUUGCUUGUACCUCUUUCAUGUCAAUUUUCCAACUUACCUCACAUGAAAGGCAAAACUCUGAGUGGUGUUUUUGAAACUACUGUCCAAAUCAAUCAUGUAGGUCACAUGAAGAAUGCUAGAUUUAUUGUUCAUUGUAGAGUCAUAUCAAUGCCAUCUGCUCUUGAAUUA